Messenger RNA from Neoarius graeffei (lesser salmon catfish), 3287 nucleotides. RefSeq names its product pantothenate kinase 2 (gene pank2). Gene Ontology annotation, biological process: coenzyme A biosynthetic process. Lineage: Eukaryota; Metazoa; Chordata; Actinopteri; Siluriformes; Ariidae. Gene Ontology annotation, cellular component: nucleus; cytosol. Bases 166 to 1497 code for a protein of 443 amino acids. Gene Ontology annotation, molecular function: pantothenate kinase activity; ATP binding. The record is from RefSeq and is a predicted model, not a curated record. The transcript is spliced from 7 exons.
UAUGACUAAUGCUUGUGUUGUAAACACAGAGAUGAGUUCAGCUGGAGACGCUGCAGUGCGUGAAUAAAAAUGUGCAAUGCUUAGAUAGGGUUUGAGGAAUAUGUCCGAUUUUAAUGCUCUGUUUGAAAUUUUAAAGGCUUUCAAAAAGGCGGGCGCAGUUCUGUCAUGGAGAUGAAUGGUUACGACUGUGACAGUGAGGUCAAAGAUGAGGACGUGAUGGAGAUACAGCCGCUCCGCUCCAGAGCUGAAGUGCCUUCUAGCUUUGGUGCUACAGCGGACCUGGAACGCAGUUGUGCCGGGGGAAGCGCUCACCCAGAGCGGCGAGUGUCGAACUCGAGCUCGGGGAGACAGAGGCUUGACUCGCUGAAGAAAAACAGGCCACCUUUCCCAUGGUUUGGCAUGGAUAUAGGUGGUACUCUGGUAAAACUGGUUUACUUUGAGCCCAAAGACAUCACAGCAGAAGAAGAGCAGGAGGAGGUGGAAAGUCUGAAAAGUAUCCGCCAUUACCUCACUUCACACACAGCUUAUGGCAAAACAGGCAUUCGUGAUGUCCAUCUGGAGCUGCCGGACCUGACUCUGUGGGGGCGCAGGGGUAGCCUCCACUUCAUUCGCUUUCCCACACAAGAGCUUCCAGCUUUCUUACAGAUGGGCAGAGACAAGCAUUUCUCCAGCCUGCACACUACUCUCUGUGCCACUGGUGGUGGAGCGUACAAGUUUGAGGCUGAUUUCCGCACAAUGGCAAACCUGCAGCUUCUGAAGCUGGAUGAGUUGGACUGUCUGAUUAAGGGUGUCCUUUACAUUGACUCAGUGGUCUCAAGUGGGCCUUCUGAGUGUUACUACUAUGAGAACCCCACGGACACAGAGCACUGUGAACAGAGAGCCUACAAUUUGGAGAACCCUUACCCUCUGCUCCUGGUCAACAUCGGCUCCGGGGUCAGUAUACUGGCCGUCUACUCCAAAGACAACUACAAACGCGUCACUGGUACCAGUUUGGGUGGUGGUACUUUCCUUGGGCUCUGUUGCUUGCUCACUGGCUGCUCCACCUUUGAAGAGGCGCUGGAAAUGGCUUCGAGGGGGGAAAGCACUCGUGUGGAUAAACUGGUCAGAGAUAUUUAUGGGGGUGACUACGAGAGAUUUGGCUUACCAGGAUGGACUGUUGCUUCUAGUUUUGGGAGCAUGAUGUGUAAAGAAAAGCGAGAUUCCGUCUCAAAAGAGGAUUUGGCUAGAGCCACACUUGUCACCAUCACAAACAACAUAGGUUCAAUCACUCGCAUGUGUGCACUAAAUGAGAAAAUCGAGAGAGUGGUGUUUGUUGGGAACUUCUUGCGCGUGAACACAUUAUCCAUGAAGUUGCUGGCGUAUGCUUUGGACUACUGGAGUAAAGGACAGCUCAAAGCUCUGUUCCUCAGACAUGAGGGCUACUUUGGUGCUGUUGGAGCGCUGUUGGAACUGUCGAACUCGUCUUCAUCACUGCUAUCGCCUCAAGACCACUACUAAAAUUCUCAGUAGCUCUGGAGGUUCAUCAUGGACGCCUUCACCAUCUGGCUAUUAUCCGAUGGGAAGAAGUAAUACGUGUAUUAAUGGAUGUUAGUAGUUGUGUAUGUCAUCCCUUUGCUGUACUGUAGCUCUGGUCCCUAAAUAUUGACUCAGGUAAAACUUUAGCUUUUGUCCAAAUCUUUUGGAUCUGUACAGCGACCUCUAGGCCAUGAGCACGUACCAAGACUUCCAUGGUAGGCUUUUAGCAAAGGAUGGUUUUUACUUUCAAUUACAGUUAUUUUCAUUAUAGUGUUAAAGGCAUAACUCAUGACGUAUAAGGAUACACACACUUGUGAGCAUGGUCAGUGUAAUGUUUUUAAAGGUAUAACGCAAUUAAAUCUGCAUAAGAGAAAUGCAAUUCCUAUAUGUAGAGUCAAGAGACUAGGUCAGGCCAGUCAGUACUUUCUUUUUGUAUUAAUGAUCAUAAAUGAGGCACAUGCGUUCCAUAGGUUCAGAAAACCUUCAUUACUACUUUUUUACAAUCAUUUUCACACUUGUCUCAACACCAUGUCCACUUUUUCAAAACUCUUCACCCAGUGUGCUUUACAGCCAUGCACCUGAGCACAUCAGUUAACUUUUGGUGCAAAAUGCACUGAAACCACCAAAACACUUCAUACUUUAACCCAAAAGUGACUCGUGCUACUAUAACUAUGGCACAUGCUCUUUCCUAUAAGACUACUUUGUCCUUCAAAGUACAAUGAGGUGAAAAAACAAACAACUUGAAGCACUGCAAAAUGCACGUGUGUGUUGCUCUAUCCUGUGUUUUAAGUGUUGCGUUGCAAAAUAAAAGAAAAAAGUAUGACGCCUCUUAUAGUAAGUAUUGUCACACCACAUACAGUAAAUCUGAAAUUCAGCUAUGUGCAAUAUAAUCUAAAAGAAAGUCAAUUACUGAAAAUACAUUAUUCAAUACCAAAAAUGGCAAGCCUUCACUGUAUAUAGUCAUUUGCACACAUUGUCCAUCAAAAUGUCAGCAAAAAUUGUUAUACAGAACUUUGCUGGUGGUGAAUGUUGACUGAGAGAGGCAUUUAUGAAUUUUGGAAGAAGUUGUCACUGAAUACAUUUUGUAUGAAAGCAAUGCAAAAGUAUUCAGUUCAACUCACAUAGUAUAUAGAUAUGAGCAUGAAUGUGUCAAGUGUUUUGAAAAAAUGAGCAUGGUAUUGAGAAGUGUGAAAAUGAUUGUAAAAAUAAAUGUUAUAUACUUUUUUUACAACGUUAUGUACAUUUCAAGAAAUUGUUCAAUGUAUAGUUAGAGGGUUUCAGACGUAUUUUUGCUGUAAAUUUAUAAAUGGGGCGUGAAGACAAAGUGGCAGUUUUAAUUGUCUGACUUAUGUUCUUGUUUUACAAAGGAAAUGUCUUUAAUUUGGGGACUGUACACAGUUAAAAAAAAAUCAUGGACAAAAUAUGGUCCAUUAGCUUUCCACUUGUACUGUAAAUGUAGGUAGAUAUACUUUGCUUCAUGCAGGGCCUAUUUUUAUGCAUUUCUUAAAGCGUUGUGUGGUUUUUUUUUUGGUUUUUUUUUGUUUGUUUUUUUUAAUAAAUCAUAAUGGCUCUCUGGAAGUCUGGACCUUCAACCAUCUCGGGAUUAACCAAAGACAUGGAAGUUAGAGGGAUUGUGGUCCAACAGUUAUUGUGCUUUUAUCUCACAGUAAAACUGUAAGACAGUUAUUUUCUUCCCAAAGCUUUUUGGUCCAUUUAAAGGAACAGUCCACCGUACUUCCAUAAUGAAAUAUGCUCUUCUCUGAAUUGAGACG